AUGACAUCAAUGAUCAAAGGUGAUCCACAUGAAGUAGAGCAUGUGGAAGACGAUCGUUUUCGUGGAGAAGGCAAAAUCGUUGAUGAACAAGAUCGUGAAGAACAUUUUGUGAAGCCUUUGCACACUUAUUAUUGCCAUUGUGGACAGAUUGCUAUGAUAACAGACACAUUGAUAACACGGAUGCCUUUGCGACGACGUGAUCGAGCUCGUGUUAUCGAUCCUUCACGUACGGAAGCUAAAACAUUUGCUGUGAAUGGUGAUACGGUUUACGUCCGAAGAAAAGAAGGACUGGAGCAGCAGUACAGAAAAAACUGCCACAAGUGCGGAAUUCCACUUUUCUAUUGUCACCCCUUCAAUUUGAAAAAUUAUCUAUUUAUUUUUUAUGAUGCUGUACGUUCUGCACAGCAGAUUGGUGGACUAAAAUUAGCUAACGAAGAACAACCAGUCAAAAAGGUUAUCAUGACAAAACAUGUGAAAAAUCAAGGAAAAGUUGGCUCUGUAACUGUUUCUACUGUGGAGGAAGCAGAAGAUGAACUCGAAGCACGAGAAAUAGCGGAGUCUUAUACGCUGAAUGCUCGCAUGAUUGAAUACCAAAUGAAAAGGAAAGGCAUGCUAAAAAAUCGAGUUUCGGACGAAUUACAUGAAGCCAAGAAAAAAAGAGUUGAAGGCAAACGGGGAACAUUAUUAUAA
Molecule: messenger RNA, 690 nt
Organism: Thelazia callipaeda (thelaziosis nematode)
Lineage: Eukaryota; Metazoa; Nematoda; Chromadorea; Rhabditida; Thelaziidae
Source: the annotation of a GenBank genome assembly